This is a messenger RNA of Propithecus coquereli (Coquerel's sifaka), 1043 nucleotides long. It is a transcript of the gene RAB9B, whose product is annotated as RAB9B, member RAS oncogene family. The record is from RefSeq and is a predicted model, not a curated record. The transcript is spliced from 3 exons. Gene Ontology annotation, biological process: Rab protein signal transduction; retrograde transport, endosome to Golgi. Gene Ontology annotation, molecular function: GTPase activity; GTP binding. Lineage: Eukaryota; Metazoa; Chordata; Mammalia; Primates; Indriidae. The coding region runs from base 284 to 889 and encodes 201 amino acids. Gene Ontology annotation, cellular component: phagocytic vesicle; lysosome; late endosome.
CGAGCGGCAGCUGUCAGGCCACCGAGGUCCAAGCUGCACUUGCUGCCCCAUUGAGGACGAGGCGGCAGCAGGAGCGGUGACGGUGUCUCUGAAGAGCCCGACUCCCGGCACGCAGAGCUGAGCUGCCCGGCACCGCGGCCCUCUCCCGUCUCCUUCCCACCGUACUGGAACUCUAAAAAGAAAGAAUAAAACAACAACAGGAAAAAAGAAAAAUAUUAGAAUUGUGACAAAACCCAACUGGGUUCUCUUGGUUACAAAGUCCUCCCCUUCUGGUGCUGCAACAAUGAGUGGGAAAUCCCUGCUCCUAAAGGUCAUUCUCUUGGGUGAUGGUGGAGUUGGGAAAAGCUCACUUAUGAACCGUUAUGUAACCAAUAAAUUUGACUCCCAGGCUUUUCACACCAUAGGGGUAGAGUUCUUAAAUCGAGAUCUGGAGGUAGAUGGACGCUUUGUAACUCUCCAGAUCUGGGACACUGCAGGGCAGGAACGUUUCAAGAGCCUUAGGACACCCUUCUACAGGGGAGCAGACUGCUGCCUCUUGACCUUCAGCGUGGAUGACCGGCAGAGCUUCGAGAACCUUGGUAACUGGCAGAAGGAAUUUAUUUACUAUGCAGAUGUGAAGGACCCUGAGCACUUUCCCUUUGUAGUUCUGGGUAACAAGGUAGACAAAGAGGAUAGGCAAGUGACUACUGAGGAGGCACAGGCCUGGUGCAUGGAAAAUGGGGAUUACCCUUAUCUAGAAACUAGUGCCAAAGAUGAUACUAAUGUGACAGUGGCCUUUGAAGAAGCUGUCAGGCAGGUGUUGGCUGUAGAGGAACAGCUGGAGCAUUGCAUGUUAGGUCACACCAUUGACUUGAACAGUGGCUCCAAAGCAGGAUCUUCAUGCUGUUAAAAGUAAGGAGCCUUUAAAAGUGUGCCCCAAAUUGGUCAGUCAGUAGUAUAUGAAUAACUGUGCCCCUCUAAGUGCACACAUGCACACAAGAGGGUAAGAGAUAAGGUUCUGAUUGUGAAACAGAGCCUUUCAAAUCGAAGCUGUAGAGCGAUUU